Molecule: messenger RNA, 3458 nt
Organism: Callithrix jacchus (white-tufted-ear marmoset)
Lineage: Eukaryota; Metazoa; Chordata; Mammalia; Primates; Cebidae
Gene: CASP14
Product: caspase 14
Biological process (GO): positive regulation of neuron apoptotic process; proteolysis
Cellular component (GO): cytoplasm; cytosol
Molecular function (GO): cysteine-type endopeptidase activity
Source: RefSeq, a predicted model, not a curated record
UGCCACCUCAUUCACAGACAGGCCUCUCAGGAGAAACCCGGGGAGAUUCCACACUGUCAGCCCCUUCUCCAACAUCAGCACGUGGUUCUGACUCCUCCUCGGUGCCCAGCUCUGUAUUGGCAACCAGGAGAGUAGUGAAAUUGAACUUGGCCUUGAGGAACAGCUGCCUCCAGGGUCGGAUCAGACAAGGGUACGGGGAGCUGGAGUUCACAGUCAAAGGAGAAAUGAGCAAUCUGCGACCUUUGGAGGAGGAGAAAUACGAUAUGUCAGGUGCCCGCCUGGCCCUCACAUUGUGUGUCACCAAAGCCCGGGAAGGUUCUGAAGAAGACCUGGAUGCCCUGGAACACAUGUUCCAGCAGCUGAGAUUCGAAAGCACCAUGAAGAGAGACCCCACUGCCCAGCAAUUCCAGGAAGAGCUGGAAAAAUUCCAGCAGGCCAUCGAUUCCUGGGAAGAACCCGUCAGUUGCGCCUUUGUGGUACUCAUGGCUCACGGGAAGGAAGGCCUCCUUGAGGGAGAAGAUGGGGAGAUGGUCAAGCUGGAGAACCUCUUUGAGGCCCUGAACAACAAGAACUGCCAGGCCCUGCGAGCCAAGCCCAAGGUGUACAUCAUACAGGCCUGUCGAGGAGAACAAAGGGACUCCGGUGAAAUAGUAGGUGGGGAUGAAAUUGUGAUGGUCACCAAAGACAGCCCCCAAACCAUCCCAACUUACACAGACGCCCUGCACGUCUACUCUACGGUGGAGGGAUACAUCGCCUACCGACAUGAUCAGAAAGGCUCCUGCUUCAUCCAGACCCUGGUUGAUGUGUUCACAAAAAGAAAAGGACAUAUAUUGGAGCUUCUGACAGAGGUGACCCGGCAGAUGGCAGAAGCAGAGCUGGAGCAGGGAGGAAAACCAAGGAAAGUGAACCCUGAAAUCCAAAGCACCCUCCGGAAACGGCUGUAUCUGCAGUAGAAGCAGAAAGACAGGGAGGAGCUUUCCUUGCAUCAUUCCUUCUGUACCACAGAAAUUUAGAGGCAGCUUUUACCACUCCCAAGAUCUUCUCUUCCCAAGGAUAAAUGAUGCCCACUUUCCUUUUCAUCACGUGCCUCAUGCAGGUCCUCCUUUAAUCUGUCCCUGUCCUUCUUAGAGCAAACCAGCCAAAACUUAGCACAAGGCAUGGUGGUAACCUUAACAUCAUCUCCCUCAGGCUGGACUUUCUAUCUUUAUUAAUGCAACCUCAGAGACCUAAGAGUGCAUUCACUUAUCCCACUUCCUGUUCCUGUGGUCUUCUUUGUCCCAUGAAGCAGAAACAGGAUAAAACUCAAGAUUUUCCAUGGACAAAUCAAUGCCCACUCAUCCCCUCCUACCCCAAUCCAACCUCCGCUGGCUCCUGCAUCUCACUUGGAGAUAAAACCUCCUCCUGAGGUCAAUGCAUUCCCAACUUCCAGUUCCCUCCUUUACUCUGGUUAUUUAGUAAGGCAAGAACCAUUCUUUCCAAAACCACUCCUCCUUGGCUAGCAAGUUGGUGUCUUAACUCCGUUCUCUUCCUAGCUCAUGGCUUCUCUGGAUAAUGAAGUUGUCUCUUCCUUUCUGGAUCUCUUCCUCCUCACACCCCUCCCCCUGAGACCGUGGACUCUGCCCUCUCUCCAAGAAAAUCCAUCCAUUCAUCUAUUCUUGCAGUCAACUACUCUGAAUGACAGCAUGCUGGAGCUAUGUCAAAUUCCCUGUUCUUACCUUGCUAUUUUGCAGACAACAUAACAUUUAACCUCUCAUAACCAGAGAGGUUCAAUAAUUUGUCAAAUGCAACACAGUAAGACAGAGACAAGGACUAGGCUUGACUUCCAGUUUAGCCUCCUUUCCACGACAUGCUAAGUCUUGAUCCAUCUGAAAUAUUUUUUAAUUAGUGAAGAUGCCUAAUAAAAAUUUUCCCUACCUCCAAGGUAGGAGCCUUCUGGAAGUUUCUAGAAAUUCUCAAUAACCACCAGCUAAGGUUAUGUCCAGGUAACCUUGUAGCACCAGGCUGGAAGUCAGACCGGCUUCACUAUCUUCCCAGUCUGUAUCUCCCCAUCCCCAGCCCUGACCUUUCCUGCUCAGAUAACCUGUGGGUGCAUGCAGUGUCACUGAGAACACAGAGCUAAAGAUGAACCUUUUCUUCCUGGUUGCUACUGCAAGCAUUCCCUGGUAUCCUCAACCUCAGAUUCCAGGUUCCAAUUUCUGCAGUUAAUCUAUGACCCCUCUCUUCUUGCAUCCUUCAUAUGCCACCAGACACCAUGCCCAGUCCAGCUUGAUUUUGAAACAACUUUCGUGACUGUCUUCUCUUCCCUGACAUGUUACCAUCUAGGCUCAAGUCCUCAUCUUCUCUUAACUGCAUCUUUGCAACCAACUUCUUCCCUUGCCUCUCUGCUUUUCCAUCUCACUUUCCAUGUGUCCUCCGUAUCAUCUAUAACAGUGAUUUCCCUGGAACACUCAAGAAGACACAACAUACCCCAUUACUUAAAGACCAGGGGUCUGGGUGCAGUGGCUCAUACCUGUAAUCCCAACACUUUGGGAGUCUGAAGUGAGAGGAUCACUUGAGGCGAGGAGUAAGAGACCAACCUGGGCAACACAGCAAGAUCUUGUCUCUACAAAAAAAAAAAUUAAUUGCCCGGGCACGGUGGCUCAAGCCUGUAAUCCCAGCACUUUGGGAGGCCGAGGUGGGUGGAUCACGAGGUCGAGAGAUCGAGACCAACCUGGUCAACAUGGUGAAACCCCGUCUCUACUAAAAAUACAAAAAAUUAGCUGGGCAUGGUGGCGCGUGCCUGUAAUCCCAGCCACUCAGGAGGCUGAGGCAGGAGAAUUGCCUGAACCCAGGAGGAGGAGGUUGCGGUGAGCUGAGAUCAUGCCAUUGCACUCCAGCCUGGGUAGCAAGAGCAAAACUCUGUCUCAAAAAAAAAAUUAAUUAACCGGGUAUGGUGGCAAGUGACUGUACUCGCAGCUACUCAGGAGGCUGAGGUUGGAGGAUCACUUGAGCCCAGGAGUUUGAGGCUGCAGGGAUCUAUGAUCAUGCAGCUGCAUCCCAGCUCUAAGCAGGAGAGUGAGAUCUGGUCUCCAAAAUCAAUCAAUCAAUCAAAGACCAAAGUCAAACUGCACAUCGGGAUCUCUCACACAUUUCCAAUGUUACCAUCUGCCAGCACUUGGCUAAACUCAUCUCCCAUCUCUUCCGCCAUGAAUUCACUCUUUCAGCAAGGCUAAUGUCACCCUUACUCACCCUUGCCUCUAAGCGUUUGCUAUCACCAUUUUCCCUAAGCUGGGGGGCUCUCCCUCUCCCUUUAUCCCUCUUCCACUACCUCCCACCCCUACUUUUUCCAGAAAGCCAUUUCCACUCUUUUUUCUGGUUGAUCCUGCCCUCUCGCCCAGGAUGAGAUGCUGGAAAUGACCACUUCAGGAGGACAGGGAACAAGAGCUUGCUCUGCAUAAUAAGUGUUCAAUAAACAGUUG